This is a messenger RNA of Trifolium pratense (red clover), 2605 nucleotides long. Its product is annotated as sodium/hydrogen exchanger 2. NCBI's taxonomy places the organism in Eukaryota, Viridiplantae, Streptophyta, Magnoliopsida, Fabales, Fabaceae. Gene Ontology annotation, cellular component: membrane. Gene Ontology annotation, biological process: regulation of pH; regulation of stomatal closure; proton transmembrane transport. Bases 366 to 2093 code for a protein of 575 amino acids. The transcript is spliced from 14 exons. The record is from RefSeq and is a predicted model, not a curated record. Gene Ontology annotation, molecular function: sodium:proton antiporter activity.
CUCCGAUCUUUUUUCUCUUCCUCUUCCUAUUCCUUUUCUGUAAUAAUAUUAAUCAUAAUCAAUACCUCAAACUUUCUCUUUCUAAUUUUAUUUCUUUUUUCGAUUUCGAUUUCGAUUUCCCUUCCCAGAAUCAUUGUACGAAGCUGAAUAAAUUAUUGCAAUUCGCGGUGAGGAACUCGAACACGAGAGUUUGGUUCCUUUGCUCUUCCAAUUCCAUUAACAUUUCGGAACCGUGUGUUUGAUUAAGGUUAAGGUCAGAAGGUUAUGAGAAGAGAAGAGAUAUAUGGAAUUGGCUUGUAAAUUAAGUGAAUUUGGACUUUAUAAACUGUAAAUAUUGCCUUGUUUUGUUAUUGAGGAUUGAGAAAAUGGCUCUUCAUUUAUUUCAAAUGCUAAAAACUUCGGAUUAUGCAUCCGUAAUAUCUAUGAACCUAUUUGUGGCAUUGCUAUGUGCUUGUAUAGUUAUUGGCCAUCUUCUUGAGGAGAAUCGAUGGAUUAACGAGUCUAUCACCGCCCUUUUAAUAGGUCUAUGUACUGGUGUGGUGAUUUUGUGGAUAAGCGGUGGUAAAAGCUCGCAUCUACUCGUAUUUAGUGAAGAUCUUUUUUUUAUAUAUCUUCUACCUCCCAUCAUCUUUAAUGCCGGGUUUCAGGUGAAAAAGAAACGGUUUUUCGUUAAUUUCAUCACCAUCAUGAUGUUUGGUGCUAUUGGUACAUUAAUAAGUUGUAGCAUCAUAUCUUUUGGUGUGAUAGAAAUUUUUAAGAGAUUGGGUAUUGGUACGCUGGAGCUAGGGGAGGCUCUAGCAAUUGGUGCAAUAUUUGCCGCAACGGAUUCUGUGUGCACGUUGCAGGUGCUAAACCAGGAUGAGACACCUUUACUAUACAGCCUUGUAUUUGGUGAGGGUGUUGUGAAUGAUGCUACUUCAGUGGUUCUUUUCAAUGCAAUCAAAAGUUUUGAUCUUGAACAACCUGGCCAUGGAAUUGCUUUGCAAUUUUUUGGCAACUUCUUGUAUUUGUUUAUAGCAAGCACCAUGCUUGGAUUUUUGGGUGGUCUACUUAGUGCAUACAUUAUCAAAAAGCUCUAUUUUGGAAGGCACUCGACUGAUCGUGAGGUUGCUCUGAUGAUGCUAAUGGCAUACCUUACCUACAUUUUGGCUGAAGUAAGUUCUAAAGAACUUCAAAAGUUUUUUUUAGCUUUGCAUAUUCCAUCUAAUCUUGCGUCUUACAUAAAUCUACAUGUUUUGCAGUUAUGGUUUCUUAGUGGCAUCCUCACUGUAUUCUUUUGUGGGAUUGUAAUGUCUCAUUAUACAUGGCAUAAUGUGACUGAGAGCUCAAGAAUCACUACCAAACAUUCUUUUGCAACCCUGUCAUUUGUUGCUGAGACAUUUCUCUUCCUUUAUGUUGGUAUGGAUGCAUUGGACAUUGAAAAAUGGAGAUUUGUUAGUGAUAGACCUGGAACAUCUGUUAGUGUGAGUUCAGUAUUAUUAGCUCUAGUACUCGUUGGAAGAGCAGCAUUUGUUUUCCCCUUAUCCUUCCUAAUGAACUUGACUAAAAAGUCAGAAAAUGAUAAACUAAGCUUCAGCAUGCAGGUGAUCAUUUGGUGGGCUGGUCUUAUGAGAGGUGCUGUUUCAAUGGCACUUGCCUAUAAUGAGUUUUCUAGUACAUCUGGGCAUGCUCAACUGCGAUUCAAUGCUACCAUGAUCACAAGUACUAUCACUGUUGUGCUUGUCAGUACAAUGGUGUUUGGUAUGAUGACAAAGCCACUAAUAAGGUAUUUACUACCCUUUCCUCCUCCUCCUCCAAAACGGAAAAACAGCACUGUAAGUCUUGAUGAAUCUGCUUCACCUUCACCAAAAUCAAUCACUGUGCCGUUCCUUGGAAGUAACCAUGAUUCUGAAGUUGAAACUGAUGCCACUGAUUAUCAACGUCCCAGCAGCAUUCGUGAUUUACUCACCACUCCAACACACACUGUACAUCGGUUAUGGCGUAGGUUUGAUGAUGCAUUUAUGCGUCCGGUUUUUGGUGGUAGGGGUUUUGUUCCUUUUGUUCCUACCUCGCCAACCGAGUGCAGCGGUCAACCGAGUCCCGAAUGGGAUUGAGGAGAAACUAGGCCAAGAAAACAUGUAAUAUUGUAAUUGUUAAAUGAAAAAACAUUUUGAAGAUAGAGCAGGAUAUAUGUGUAAGAAUUAAGAAUCACAUAUAGUUAGGUGAGGUGUAGCUAGCUCUAUGGGAAGUGAGAAGGUUGUUUAUCACAUAUUCUGUAUCUAACAACUGCGAGAUCUUCUUUUGCCGUCCUACCUAUUUCUUGCGCUACCUACACAUUUCCAUUUUUACCUUUCCGCUAAGUAAGUAGCUGACGUUAUAAAAAACAAAUCUGGUAAGGUGUCUUUGGGGUGUAUCCGCUACCUAAGUAAUGGUUGGAAGUAUUUUUGUAAAUUCGUAGGGCGCGCGAGAAAAUAAGUACGAUGGCAAAAGAAAAUCUCAACAAUGGCAAACUAUAUUAACAGGUCAUCGAAGUGCUUCGUCCGUUUGUAAGAAAAAAUUUGAAAAGUGAAAUGUGUGGCAAAAAAAAAAAAAGAACACUAACAAAGUGAUUCAUUGUGGAAUGAUA